Molecule: messenger RNA, 4289 nt
Organism: Gossypium raimondii (Peruvian cotton)
Lineage: Eukaryota; Viridiplantae; Streptophyta; Magnoliopsida; Malvales; Malvaceae
Product: PH, RCC1 and FYVE domains-containing protein 1
Exons: 9
Coding region: 533-3853 (1106 amino acids)
Molecular function (GO): metal ion binding
Source: RefSeq, a predicted model, not a curated record
UUUUUUUCUUUCUUUCUUUCACCUUUUUUUCGUCUCUUAUUUCUUUAUUCUCUGUCUCUCUGUCUCUUAACUCUUUAAUCAGAUCAAAUAUUAUUACUUAAAAACAUUUUUUUUCUCAACGCUUUCCCAGAUUUUCUCUCUUUCCAGACACCCAUUUUCGCUUCACUUCCCUCACUUCAUUCCCAUUCUUUAGCUACUUUCAAUACAGAAAAGCUAAAAUUUUCUCCAUUUUUACUUUAGAUUACGAUGAUUGAAGCUUCAAAAGAGGUAUAAGAAGUGGAAGUACGAUUUGGGGUUAGUGAAAUUCUCUUAAUGGUGGAAUCCAAAUUAUUUGGAGAUUGGAUGGGAUUUGUGAGGUUGAAGUUAGUGUUUAGCUAUGGUGAGGAAGGAAAAGUGAAGGGUUUUUUGGAUGGAAGGGUUUGGUUUUGAAAAUGGAUGAAUUUGUUCUUAACAUUUCUUAACUGGGUUUUUAUUUUUCUUUUGGAUCCCAUUUUUUUUUUGGGGAGAUUUUUUUUUAGUGUAGUUUUGGUUUAUGUCAAGAACUGAUAGGAUGGCUUCCGAUCUUAGUAGAACUGGCCCCGUUGAAAGAGACAUAGAACAGGCAAUUACUGCUUUGAAGAAAGGGGCUUGCCUGCUUAAGUAUGGAAGAAGAGGGAAGCCAAAAUUUUGCCCCUUCCGCCUUUCGAAUGAUGAGUCUGUUUUAAUAUGGUUAUCAGGGAAAGAGGAGAAACAUCUUAAACUAAGUCACAUAUCUAGAAUCAUAUCCGGGCAGCGCACUCCUAUCUUUCAACGGUAUCCUCGGCCUGAGAAAGAGUACCAGUCAUUUUCACUGAUAUAUAAUGACAGAUCACUGGAUUUGAUCUGCAAGGACAAGGAUGAAGCUGAAGUCUGGUUUAGUGGUUUAAAAGCAUUAAUCUCUCGCAGCCAUCAAAGAAAAUGGAGAACAGAAUCAAGAAGUGAUGGCAUUCCUUCUGAAGUAAAUAGUCCUAGAACAUACACGCGAAGAAGUUCACCCUUACAUUCUCCAUUUGGUAGUAAUGAUAGCUUGCAGAAGGAUGGUGGAGAUCACCUUCGCCUUCAUAGUCCAUAUGAAAGUCCUCCAAAGAAUGGUCUUGGUAAGGCGUUUUCAGAUGUAAUAUUAUAUGCUGUUCCUCCCAAGGGUUUCUUUCCUCCAGAGUCCGCUAGUGGUUCAGUUCAUUCUUUGUCUUCAGGAGGAUCAGAUAGUGUACAUGGCCAUAUGAAGACAAUGGCAAUGGAUGCUUUUAGGGUUAGUCUUUCAAGUGCAGUUAGUUCAUCAAGCCAAGGAUCUGGCCAUGAUGAUGGUGAUGCCUUGGGUGAUGUUUUCAUUUGGGGUGAAGGCACUGGGGAUGGUGUUUUGGGUGGCGGACUUGAUAAAGUUGGCAGUUGUGGCAUCAAAAUGGAUUCUUUACUGCCUAAAGCUUUAGAAUCUGCAGUUGUACUUGAUGUUCAGAAUAUUGCCUGUGGUGGUCGACAUGCCGCCUUGGUAACCAAGCAGGGGGAGGUUUUCUCCUGGGGAGAGGAAUCUGGAGGCCGGCUCGGGCAUGGUGUAGAUUCUGAUGUUUUGCAGCCAAAGCUUAUUGAUGCCUUAAGUAAUACUAACAUUGAGCUUGUAGCAUGCGGUGAGUACCAUACUUGUGCUGUAACACUUUCUGGUGAUUUGUACACUUGGGGUGAUGGCACUUAUAAUUUUGGUCUUCUUGGUCAUGGAAAUGAGGUAAGUCAUUGGGUGCCAAAACGAGUGAAUGGGCCCUUGGAGGGCAUACAUGUCUCGUCAAUAUCUUGUGGCCCUUGGCAUACAGCUGUUGUAACCUCUGCAGGUCAAUUGUUUACCUUUGGUGAUGGCACAUUUGGUGUCUUGGGUCAUGGAGAUCAGAAUAGUGUCUCAAUACCAAGGGAAGUGGAAUCCCUAAAAGGGCUCCGGACUGUCCGAGCAGCUUGUGGAGUGUGGCAUACUGCUGCAGUUGUUGAAGUCAUGGUUGGGAAUUCAAGUUCUAGCAACUGUUCCUCGGGGAAGCUCUUUACGUGGGGAGAUGGGGAUAAAGGUCGACUUGGACAUGGCGAUAAGGAAGCAAAACUUGUUCCUACUUGUGUUGCUGCUCUUGUUGAACCAAACUUUUGUCAAGUUGCCUGCGGACACAGUCUGACAGUUGCCCUUACAACAUCAGGGCAUGUCUACACCAUGGGAAGUCCUGUUUAUGGGCAGCUAGGAAAUCCACAAGCUGAUGGAAAAGUUCCUACCCGUGUUGAAGGAAAGCUUUCUAAGAGUUUCGUUGAGGAGAUUUCUUGUGGUGCUUAUCAUGUUGCAGUUUUGACUUCGAGAACUGAAGUUUAUACUUGGGGAAAGGGAGCAAAUGGUCGAUUAGGUCAUGGGAAUGUUGAUGAUAAGAACUCCCCAACAUUGGUGGAAGCUCUGAAAGACAAGCAAGUCAAAAGUAUUGCUUGUGGCACGAACUUCACUGCAGCAAUCUGUCUCCACAAAUGGGCUUCAGGCGUUGAUCAAUCAAUGUGUUCCGGGUGUCGCCUUCCAUUUAAUUUCAAAAGAAAACGUCACAAUUGUUAUAAUUGUGGACUAGUCUUUUGUCAUGCAUGCAGCAGUAAGAAGUGCCUUAAGGCUUCCAUGGCUCCAAACCCGAACAAACCUUAUCGUGUCUGUGACAAUUGUUUUAAUAGACUGAGGAAAGCCAUUGAAACUGAUGCAUCAUCUCAAUCUUCUGUAAGUAGAAGAGGAAGCAUAAACCAUGGGACUAAUGAAUUUGUUGAUAAAGACGAUAAGUUGGAUUCUAGAUCUCGUGCUCAACUUGCUAGAUUUUCACCAAUGGAGUCGUUUAAGCAAGGGGAAAGCCGAUCAAAGAAAAACAAGAAGCUAGAAUUUAAUAGUAGUCGUGUCUCACCAGUCCCAAAUGGAGGCUCUCAAAGGGGAGCACUUAACAUUUCUAAGUCUUUCAACCCGGUAUUUGGAUCAUCCAAGAAAUUUUUCUCGGCUUCUGUUCCUGGAUCAAGAAUCGUUUCUCGUGCGACAUCCCCAAUAUCAAGACGGCCUAGUCCUCCUCGUUCAACAACACCAACCCCAACACUCGGAGGUCUCACCUCCCCUAAAAUAGUUGUGGAUGAUGCUAAGAGGACCAACGAUGGCCUUAAUCAAGAGGUCACUAGAUUAAGAGCACAGGUCGAGAAUCUUACACGUAAAACACAACUUCAAGAAGUCGAGCUGGAAAGGACAACCAAACAGCUGAAAGAGGCGAUUGCAAUCGCAGAGGAGGAGACGGCAAAAUGCAAAGCAGCAAAGGAAGUCAUCAAGUCGCUUACUGCACAAUUAAAGGAUAUGGCUGAAAGACUGCCUGUUGGGGCCACACGGAACAUUAAGUCGCCUUCAUUUACUUCAUUUGGCUCUAGCCCUCCUUCCAAUGAUGCCUCUAGUGUUUCUCUUGAAAGACCGAAUGGUCAAAUAGUGUACCAAGAACCAGAUUCAAACGUAUCAAGUGGCCAGUUACUUUCUAAUGGGUCCAACACCACCAAUAAUCGUAGUACAAGCCAUACCAAGCAAGGCCAUAGUGAACCAGCUACUAAAAGUGGAGGCCGAACAAAAGAAAGUGAACCUCGAAAUGAGAGUGAAUGGGUUGAGCAAGAUGAACCUGGUGUGUAUAUAACACUUACCUCACUACCAGGUGGUGCCAAGGAUCUCAAACGAGUCCGAUUCAGUCGUAAGCGGUUCAGCGAGAAACAAGCAGAACAAUGGUGGGCAGAGAACAGAGCAAGAGUAUACGAACAAUACAAUGUCCGGACAAUCGACAAGUCUAGCGUCGGUGUCGGGAGCGAGGACUUAGCUCAUUAACACAAUGAAAGUAGUAACUAUAUGAUUGUACAUUCAUUUGUCUUUCUGAGAUUCCGAUCCCAAUAUCGGGAUUUCGAUUGAUCAAAAACCAUACAACACCAUUGUUGAUCAAAGAGUUGUUUGAAGGGAAGCAAUAAUGGUAUAAAGGAAGAUAAUUAGAAAAGUUUGUUUGGGAUGUUUUUUUGGAUCAUUUUUUUCCUACUUGAUUGGAUUUGAGGGGUGACAAAAGAAAAUGUAAAUUUUUAUUAGGGUUUUCUGGCCUUUGUUGAUAGCAAUUUGCCAUGUAAAUUCAUAAGCAAGUUAAAAUCUGCAGGGAAAAAUGAAAGUUUUUCAUUUUGUUUUGGGUUUAUAUAAUUUUAGUUAUGCCGAUGGUAUGUAUAGUAUAUUUAGGAGUCAUAAAUGAAUCGAGCUUGAACUAAUAACGGGUUUUUGUUCA